AUGAGCGAUACGCGGGCGCUUCAGACCGGGUCAAGUAACGGGUCUUCGAUCCGAAGCAGGGAUGACUGGGAGGACUGGGAAGACGAUGAGGUGCUAACGCCCUACAUCGAGAAAGAGGGCUGCCUGCUCAGGCAUGGGAUUGAAAAAAUCGAAGACGCCAUGGUCGAGCCAGCACGACUGCCAGACCGACGAGCGUCGCGACGAAUAUCGCGACGGACGUCAAGCUCGGCCGCCCUUCAUCCAGUCCAGAGGAUACGGACGUUGAGGUCCCUUCACAGGCAAAAGGCGCAGAAUGAGAAAUUCGGCAUCAAACUGGUCACCGACAUGGCAAAGUUGCGCCAGCAGCAGCAGCAACAUCAGCAACACAUCGCGCAGCAGAUGCGGCCGAGCCUUGAGCACCGGGAGAGCCGAACCGGCAAGUUUGUCGAUGCCGCUGCCCUGAAGGCCCUGGAAGGCGCGCCGUCUGAAGAUUCCAUUGGUACCCUUGGCUGGCUGAGGCGGAAGCCGACCAAAGGCAAGAGGGUUCAAAGGUUGGUCGCUGAGGCGUCAACCCCGGCCGACCUAUCCCCGAGUGCGGGGCCGAUCAUGAUCGGCUUUGCUAUGCCCUCGGACUCGGACGUUGUCAUUAGCCCGCAGACUGCUGUCGUGGAAACGCCCGUCGACUUUCCCCGGUUCUUCAAGCCGGCAAAGGUUGCCUCGCCCAAUCAGCCAACCUCUGCCUGGUCUCCCGAUACGGAGGACGGCACCUCACCGCGGAUUGAUGAACGCAGCUACGUGCCCGCUGUUCCGUCCAUCCCGGAGCACCACAGAGCUACCGAUGUGUCGCCCCUCAGUGCCAGUGACAACGGAAAUGAUUUCGCAGCGGACGGGCACGAGAAGAGCUACCGAGAUACAGUCACCACGCCGAUAUAUGUCAGCGACGACGAUGAUGACAUGGCAACUCCGGUUACAUUGUUUGAAGAAGAUGGCAGCCCUGCUACCACACAAAGAAAAUCACUCAGGUUCAAAGGCCGGCAACGGUCAGCAACGGUGGGAAGCUCUCGAUCUACAGGAUGGUGGGACCAGGUGACCUCCCCAUUCGCACCACCUACGCCACAGAGCCCCGGCUCAAACCAGCCCAAGCCAGAUGAAAAUCAAGCGUGGUGGAGGGACAUGGAUAAGAAACGAACUUUCACACCUGCUUCACCCAACUCAGUAGUCGAAUCCUCGCGCGGUCCACGGAGCACUCCCCGACUCCAACAACAACCGCCAGAAAUCAUCAUUGAAGACGUGUCGUCUCCAAUGCCGUCAUCUUCAAAAGUAACUCCACCGCCCUCGCGAAGGGCAGUCCAGCCUCAGAAGCCACGUGUAAUAGCCGAAGAGGUACAGACACCUAGUGAGCUGCCGCCACCGUACUCGCCGCCCUCACAAAAACACAACAUCCGCUACCGCGCAGUCUUCCCUGCUGGCCACCCCCUCAACAGCAUGUAUCCUCCAUCGCCCGGUCCAGUUCCGCCCGGCCUGUCGCAAACCAUGACAUCUCAGGGCGCCAUCAGUCUAACAGAGGUGCCUCUGACACCGCUGCCUGGUGUGCACCAGGCUAGGUUGCCAGAUAGACCUCUUGGGUCGUUCGUGCCAGGCGAUCAUUUCACCGAUGUAUCUGGACGCGGGCCGAGACAGAAAGUAGAGCGGCAGCGGCGGAGGCACGAGAAGGAGGAUGCCGUCGUCUGGAAGGCCGGGAGGCUAUGGCAUGGCCGGGGUUGUUUUCCCUGCUGCGGCUGCUUCGGCAGACCUGGGCGUGAGGGGAGGAAGAGGAGGCGGAUAUGCUUGGGCGUUUGCAUCAUGGUGCUGUUGCUGACCGCGCUGGGAGUCACACUUGGCGUAUUACUCUCGCGGCGGACCGCCGGCGAGGCCACAGCGCCGCCCUCUCGGUUCCUCAACCUCACCGACUUCCCACCGAUUCCCACGGGCAUCUCGACGGUGAUCGGCCCCGAAUCGGACGCCACGACAGCCUGUGUGCAGCCGCCGACACUGUGGAGCUGCUCUCUCCCCAAGGAACAGGCGGACUCGGUCGCACCGUUUGACGCCAGCCAGCCAAGCUUCGUUAUUCAGAUUCAGUUCGACAACGACCCGGCACAGCGGUGGAAAGUUAUCGAGGAGCCUCCGCGGCUGACCCCGUCUGAUUCGAACAACACAAAGACGGCAUCUACAACGACGACAACAUCCAGCCCGAUUUUGCGCCCACGUGCCAUUGCAGUCACCGGGUUUACUUCCCUCGUUCGAUAUAUGUUACAAAGGCGCGACGAGCCGAGCUCCAGCCUGGCCUUCCGACCAGAUCCCGCACCGCCGAGUCUCGCAGAGAUGUUCUUCCUAGGGAACACCACCGACGGGGUGGUCUCGGACGGCAAGGCAGGCGAGCCGACGCCUUUCUACAUCAGCAUGCUGCGGUCCAUUAACGACACGGUUGGGCCCAAGGUGCUCACGCGGCGGCAGCUCCCCAACGCGUCCGACGUUGCGCCGCCGCCGGCGCUCGACAGGGACGGCACGGGCGCGCCGGCCGUCCUGCUCAGCUUUCCGACCCAGCAACCCCUCCGGUUGUACGACCGCGGGCUGCCGACAGAGCGCUACGGCUUCUACUCGUACUUUACCAAGACCACGUACGUCAAGUCGGUCGCCUCGCUCCUCGGCAACGGCCCCGGCGAGGGCGGCGACUCGUCGCCGGUGCCCGCGGACCAGAACGGCGGCAGCCUCAGAACCGAAGCCAAGUUCCUCAUCACGUGGCUGUCGGUGCGGUACAAGGUCGAGAUCUGGACGCGCAUGGCCAACACGACGCGGCUGAACGGCAAGUUUUUUGGCGGCGGCGCGGCCGAUGUCGACCGCAAUGGCACGCAGCCGGGCUCGUUCCCUUACCCGGUCACCAUCACGCUCGACACGCACGGCGGCGAGCGGGACAAGAAGUUUGUAUUUGCCCGCGGCGUCGAUGAUCGGCAGCGCAUCGUGCUCGACGACGCCAAGUUUGUGCUCGUCAAUAUGAACACGACGGGGGACCUGGUCAACCCGCGCGGCGAUUUUGAUCCUAGCUUGGGCGGGAUCGACGGCGGGACGGGCGGGUGCAAGUGCGAACGCAAGUAUGCAACUGGGACCGGGAAUAUGGAACGUCGUUCAAACGAGAACACAGAGACCGGGGGGCUGCUGACCGUCGCCAUCGAGACGUCGUGUGACGACACAUGCGUUGCUGUUCUCGAAAAGCGCGGCAACCGAGCCCGUCUCUUGGUCAACACCAAGGUCACGUCCGACAACAGGAAAUUCGGCGGUGUCGAGCCCACAACCGCCGUCAUAUCACACACCGCCCAUCUGGCCCGUCUCGUCGAGCAGGCACUGCGGCACCUGUCCCCGACCUGCUCCUUAGGAGUCCAGUCCAACCAACGCCGGAAGCCCGAUUUCGUCAGCGUCACCCGAGGCCCGGGCAUGACAGCCUCCCUCUCGGUCGGCUUGUGCAUGGCAAAAGGCCUCGCCGUGGCAUGGCAGGUCCCGCUCGUAGCUGUUCAUCACAUGCAGGCCCACGCCCUGACGCCGCGGCUGGUCAACGCCCUCGAGGGACCGACGAACCAAGAACACCCAUUCCCUUCCUUUCCCUUUCUGAGCCUCCUCGUCUCGGGAGGCCACACACAGUUGCUCCUCUCCCGCUCCGUCACGUCCCACGCCAUCCUGGCCGAGUCCCACAACGUCGCAAUCGGCGACAUGCUAGACAAGUGCGCCCGCACCAUCCUGCCUGCCGACGUGCUGGCCAGUGCCGGCGACGUCAUGUACGGCGCCCUUCUCGAGAAGUUUGCGUUUCCUCCUCCUCCGCAGCCCGAGCACGACGACGGCUAUGGCUACGAGGCCCCAGCCAAACGCGCCGACGAGAUCAGGCCCUACACCUCCCCCACCCACGGCUGGUUCCUCAGCCCGCCUUUCUCGGAACGCCGCGACAUGGCCUAUGACUUCUCGGGCCUGGGCGGCCAGGUCCAAGCCCUCGUGCUCAAGAAUCCCGACAUGGACGUGGCCCAGCGCCAGGAACUUGCGCGCGAGGCGAUGCGGCUCGCCUUUGAGCACCUGGCGAGCCGUGUCAUCUUUGCUUUGGAUGCCAUCCGGGCUCGCGCCAGCGCCGCCGCCAAGGACGAAAAACAGAAGGACGGGGGAGCGAACACCACCACCGCCAUCCCCAUCGCCAUCCCAAAAACCCUCGUCAUCUCGGGCGGCGUCGCAAGCAACCGCUUUCUGCAGCACAUCCUCCGGCACAUGCUCCGCGCCCGCGGCUACCCACACCUGGAGAUCGUGUGUCCUCCGCCGCAGCUCUGCACCGACAACGCCGCCAUGAUCGCCUGGGCCGGCAUGGAGAUGUACGAAGGCGGAUGGCAUUCGGACCUGAGCGUUUUGCCCGUGCGCAGGUGGUCUAUGGAUGGCGGCAGUGGUGAUGUCGUGGACGGUGAGCAGCGGAAGAAACAGCGGGGGAAAGGAACCGGAGGCAUCUUGGGACUGCCUGGCUGGCUGCGGUUGCCGGGGGCGGCCGAGGUGGUUGGAGGGCUGCCGGACGAGGCCUCGACGGAGAGUGACGGGCGGCCGGAGAAGAAGAAUGCCCCCUAA
Molecule: messenger RNA, 4605 nt
Organism: Parathielavia appendiculata
Lineage: Eukaryota; Fungi; Ascomycota; Sordariomycetes; Sordariales; Chaetomiaceae
Exons: 4
Coding region: 1-4605 (1534 amino acids)
Biological process (GO): mitochondrial tRNA threonylcarbamoyladenosine modification
Cellular component (GO): mitochondrion
Source: RefSeq, a predicted model, not a curated record